Molecule: messenger RNA, 912 nt
Organism: Cylicocyclus nassatus
Lineage: Eukaryota; Metazoa; Nematoda; Chromadorea; Rhabditida; Strongylidae
Source: the annotation of a GenBank genome assembly
GUCUCUAGUUGAACAUGCAUUAGCCUGACUCUUCUUCUUUGCUAGUUGGUGAACAAUGAGCUACAAUGUGCUCGCCGCCGGUACUCCACGAGAUAAGAGAUACUCUGUGACGACCUUGCGCGCUGAGAUCCUAAGAUACAAAGAACUACUAGAUGGUGUGGGUCCCUCAGAGAAUCGCGGUCUUGGCCUUGGCGGUGACGGCGGCGGCUCCGGCGGCAUUGAAGGCGCCUCCAGCAUAGUUGGUGGAGUGUACGAGCCUUACAGAACAAGAGGGGAUAUCGGUGGAACUGUCGAAACCCGUGACUACAGGUACACAUCCUCCACAACCACAUCCCGAAAUGGAGGUAUCGGUGGCGGUGUGACUGUCACCAGCACGGCUGAUUACACCUUGAGAGAUGAGCGAGGUUCCAGAACUGGUGUUGACUACGCGAUGCAACGCUCAGCCCAGGGGAACGUCACGAUCGGGAGAGUGGCUAGAGACGGGUCCUAUGUGACCGUCGAGAAUACUUCCCCGGACAUUGACCAGCACAUUGGUGAAUGGACGCUCCGCAGUACAAGCUCCUCCCUGAAACAAGUUUCAUACACCUUCCCUCGUGGAUUCAUCCUAGCCCCUCGAAGCACCGUCCAGGUCUUUGCCCGUGGAAAGGGCAUUCACGAUCCACCCUGUUCGCUUGUAUGCGAGGUUGAGAGCACAUUCGCAACGGGCGAAGAUCUGGCCAUCUACCUUUACGACAACAAUAACGAGGAACGUGCUUGUCUCACUCAACGUGGGUUCUUCGCCACAGGUGGUGAUUCUGCAUUUUAACUUGAUGUCUACAACAAAACUGCCGUCUGGCACCUGCCUGUUUUUCGUUCUGUUAUAUUGGACGAACAAUAUCCGAAAGAUUGUAUUUGCUUGCUCAGAUAUAAAUC